This is a messenger RNA of Meloidogyne enterolobii, 682 nucleotides long. Lineage: Eukaryota; Metazoa; Nematoda; Chromadorea; Rhabditida; Meloidogynidae. The record is from the annotation of a GenBank genome assembly.
UGGAAUAAAAAUGAAAUUUCCUGAUGAUUUUGAUUUUAUUGAUAACGACACAAUAGUCUUUUCUGAUGCUUCUACACGCUAUGGAUAUACUGAUUUUUUGCUGUCUUUCUUAGAACAUGGGGGUGAUGGAAGAAUAAUAAAAUUCAAAAUUUCUACGGGAGAAACACAAGUAUUAGUUGACGGUUUAGACUUCCCCAAUGGAGUGCAAAUGCAUACCGAUAAACAGUCUUUUCUUUUUUGUGAAAGUGCUACUGCCAAAAUUUAUCGUUUUUAUUUUGCCGGAACUAAAAAAGGAAGACUCGAAACAUUUUUGGACAACCUGCCAGGAUUUCCCGAUAAUAUUAGAAUAUCAAGUUCUGGAACUUCAUUUUAUGUGGCGAUGUUCAGUCAUAGAAAUGCUGAAAAUCCGGACCUUUUUCAAAGACUCGGAGAUUGGUUGAUGACUCGUAAAGUGUUGGGAAUGUUGUUCAGAGUAUUUCCUUCAACAAUUGUUGAAUUACUUUUUAAUAGAGGAUAUGGAAUAGCUAUCGAAAUUGACUUGGAUGGAAAAAUAAUUCGAUCAUUUCAUGACCCACAAGGAAAUAUAAUUAACGACAUUUCUCAAUUAGCCGAUGAUGGGGGUGAAUUUAUUUAUUUGGCUAGUUUUGACAAUAAUUAUAUUGGAAGGAUGACGAAAAAUUGA